This is a messenger RNA of Dissoconium aciculare CBS 342.82, 1926 nucleotides long. RefSeq names its product molybdenum cofactor biosynthesis prote. Bases 1 to 1926 code for a protein of 641 amino acids. Gene Ontology annotation, molecular function: metal ion binding; cyclic pyranopterin monophosphate synthase activity; 4 iron, 4 sulfur cluster binding. Gene Ontology annotation, biological process: Mo-molybdopterin cofactor biosynthetic process. The transcript is spliced from 4 exons. The record is from RefSeq and is a predicted model, not a curated record. Lineage: Eukaryota; Fungi; Ascomycota; Dothideomycetes; Mycosphaerellales; Dissoconiaceae.
AUGACUGAUCGUUUGUGCGAGCGUUGUGAAGCUUGGCAAUGCUGUCUCUCUCGAAGGCAUGCUGCCACAGCGGCUAGCAUCGAUACGCAUGCUCCCAUUGAAUUGGCUACAAAAACUUCCCGAACCACACGUAGCAGAAAAUCUCUCCGCGAUGCGAAGCCAUUCUCUGCAUUCUUGACAGAUUCGUUCGAUCGACAACAUGACUACCUUCGCAUAUCGCUCACGGAACGAUGCAAUCUGCGUUGCAUGUACUGUAUGCCAGAGGAAGGUAUCGAGCUUUCCCCGGACAAGGACAUCCUGACUUCUGCAGAGAUCGUCUACCUCAGCGCACUAUUCGUUAAUCAAGGUGUAACCAAAAUCCGACUGACGGGCGGCGAGCCGACUGUAAGAAAGGACAUUGUUCCAUUGAUGCGCCGGAUUGGAGACUUGAGGGCACAGGGGUUGAAAGAGCUGGCCUUGACAACCAAUGGCAUCUCCUUGCAUCGUAAGCUUGAUGGAAUGGUGGAGGCUGGCCUUACAGGGGUCAAUAUCAGCUUGGACACACUAGAUCCAUUUCAAUUCCAGCUCCUUACACGGAGGCAGGGAUUUGACGCUGUCAUGAAGAGCAUCAGGCGUGUGCAAGAGAUGAAUAAGCUGGGCGCCGGAAUCAAACUCAAAAUAAACUGCGUCGCCAUGCGCGGCCUUAACGACCAUCAGAUUCUACCUUUCGUCGAGAUGACUAGAGAACACGAUAUGGAGGUUCGCUUCAUCGAGUAUAUGCCGUUUGGUGGAAACAAAUGGUCGGAGAAGAAGAUGCUGCCAUAUACGGAAAUGCUAGACAUCAUCCGCGUGAAGCAUUCAAACAUCGAACGCCUGAAAGGGCACAAGAAUGACACUUCGAAAACAUUCCAAAUCCCUGGUUUCAACGGCCUUAUUGGCUUCAUAACUAGCAUGACCAAUGACUUUUGUGGUUCCUGCAAUCGCUUACGAAUUACCUCAGAUGGCAACUUGAAAGUUUGUCUUCACGGCAACGCCGAAGUUAGUCUCCGCGAUCUACUGCGGGAGGAUCAUAACGGCAAUCCGAUGGAUGACGCAGCGUUCGAGGCACUGAGAGAUAUUGAACUUGGUUGUCAACAAGGGCCGAGAGGACCCGUUGAAGGCUGGAUAGGUAAGGAGCGCCAACUUCUUGAUGUAAUAGGUGCUGCCGUGCAGCGGAAGAAAGCUCGACAUGCCGGCAUGGGCGAGCUUGAGAACAUGAAAAACCGACCCAUGAUUCUCAUUGGUGGAGUGCCAGAUGCUCAACCCAAACCGCAACUCUCGCAUUUCACCGAAAAUGGCGAAGCAAACAUGGUCAAGGUCGGUGGGAAGCCUGCGACAGAACGUACAGCCACUGCCUAUGCCGCUGUCUGUUUUAGUACACCGGACGCACUUCGGGCAACAAACAUGAAUAUUCAUAAGAAGGGCGACAUCAUCGGUGUCGCCCGUGUCGCGGGCAUCAUGGCAGCUAAACGCACGUCAGAGCUUAUCCCUCUUUGUCAUCCGAUCGCCAUUUCCCAAGUAGCAAUGGAUCUUAGGGUCAUGAAAGGGGGACAAACUAGCGAAAUGUUCGACACUACGCCUCACGGACAUAUUGAGAUCACAGCUACUGUGCUGUGCACGGGUCCGACCGGAGUGGAGAUGGAGGCGCUGACUGCGGUCAAUGUGGCUGCACUGACUUUAUACGAUAUGUGCAAAGCGGUGGAUAAAGGCAUGACGAUUCAUGCACGACUGGAUCACAAGGAUGGUGGAACCAGUGGGGAGUGGCGCGGCGAUCGGGGAAUCAUGCCCACGGAGAAUCUUGAGAAAAAGAAUCUUGAGAAAGAGAAUCUUGAAAGGGAGAAUUUUGAUGAGGACGAUCUUGAAGAGGACGAUCUUGAGGAGGACGAUCCUGAGGAGCGGAGACCUUGA